Pyrgilauda ruficollis (rufous-necked snowfinch) is the source of this 842-nucleotide messenger RNA. It is a transcript of the gene MRPS33, whose product is annotated as mitochondrial ribosomal protein S33. Lineage: Eukaryota; Metazoa; Chordata; Aves; Passeriformes; Passeridae. The record is from RefSeq and is a predicted model, not a curated record. Gene Ontology annotation, cellular component: mitochondrion. The transcript is spliced from 3 exons. Bases 289 to 609 code for a protein of 106 amino acids.
GGGGCCGAAGCGGGCUGCCGGGCUCCGGGCUGCCGGGCUCCGGGCUGCCGGGCGGGGCCGUGUCCCUGGGAGCCGCAGCCCUCGGGCGCGUCCCGGCGCUCCCGUCCCGCAGGAAGCGGGGCCGGCCCGCCUGAGGCGGAGCCGCGCGGGCCCGGGUUGAGCUCCGUGGCGGCCUGGUCUUCCUCCGGUGCUGCUGGGAAAUGCAGAAGUAACGCGGGGGAAAGAGCGUUCUGCUGGCGUAUUGCGACAAGGUCCAUCUGUCUGUGUGUGCCCACUGCUCCUGGGGAGAUGUCCAAUGUUUCCAGCUACGCCCUCCGCAUGGCCCGGCUGAGUGCCCAGAUAUUCGGCGACGUUGUCAGGCCCACAGACUCCAAAUCCAUGAGGGUGGUGAAGCUGUUCAGCGAGCAGCCCCUGGCCAAGCGGGAGGAGGUGCACAACUGGUACCCCCCUCACAACACCUACUAUGCCCUCAUGAAGAAACUCCGCUACUUCGGGCUCUACAGGGAUGAGCAUCAGGACUUCAAGGAGGAGAUGAGGCGAUUGAAAAAGCUCCGUGGGAAAGAAAAACCAAAGAAGGGAGAAGGAAAGAGAGCUCUCAAGAAGAAGUAGUGCUGCUUGAACAGGGUAACUGACUGCUCUGGAAAUUCUGGGGAAUGGCUGGAGAAGGCUUGGCAUGUGGGCUGCAUGUGGGGCACAAGAAACAUGCUCUGAAAUUGUGGACUCCGCCUUGGGAAUGCACUUGGGUCUUUGAAGUUUUACUGGUUUUGAAUUUCUAUACUUCAAAUAUACUCUAUAUUGCAGCACAGUAAUAAAAGAAAAAGUGCUCAGUGUUUUUCUUGAAA